Exophiala oligosperma is the source of this 1503-nucleotide messenger RNA. RefSeq lists its product as uncharacterized. NCBI's taxonomy places the organism in Eukaryota, Fungi, Ascomycota, Eurotiomycetes, Chaetothyriales, Herpotrichiellaceae. Gene Ontology annotation, biological process: regulation of DNA-templated transcription. Gene Ontology annotation, molecular function: zinc ion binding; DNA-binding transcription factor activity, RNA polymerase II-specific. The record is from RefSeq and is a predicted model, not a curated record. The transcript has a single exon. Bases 1 to 1503 code for a protein of 500 amino acids.
AUGGACGGCUGCCCUCCGCAGCAGCGGGCAUGCGAUCGCUGCCACAACAUCAAGGAACGCUGCCGAUGGGUUCAUGGCUAUCCCAAAUGCGAUCGCUGCUUUCGUCUCAACCACAUUUGCCAGAAGAACCGCCCUACGAGAAAACGCGGCCGGAGGCCUUUUUCAUCACCUGACGACUCUCCCGUUGGGGGGAAUGACUUCAGGCAGGACGGGUUACAUCGAGACAGGAUUCGAGUCCCGGGCCGACACUACCAGCCUCCCUCCCUGGACUCGAAGGAUACGGGUUACACCUGCCCAGAAGAGAGCUCCGGUGGCGAAGCAUCAAUCACCUCUCGCCCCGGAAACGGCUUGAUGAAGUAUAAUAUCAAGAUGUCGACAGCUGAGACCGAGCAGAUUCGGCAAAUCCUCUUCUCUGACUGUCUGCUCGAAAACUUUAUCCUGGGCCCGAGUUUCUGCGAGAGCAUGCGCCAAUACCUCAUCCCGCGUCUCUUUCUCUCCAAGACUGUGCUCCAGGACGGGUUCCUCGCUGGCGCUUUGUCAUGGACAGGCACAGAGGAAGGUUGCCUCGAGCCUGAUCUGGUCGACGCUUCGUUUCGUCACGCCUCGUCCGCCCUGGCAUCGCUGGGCUCCCUCAAAGUCACCGACUUUGAAACAAUGUCAGAUUGUCUUAUGCUGGGCGUAUCUCUGAUAAAUUUUGCACUGAAACAUCGUGUGAAGGAUGUUCAUACCAUCUGCUGCCAGACCCUGGUACUCAUGAAGCCGUUUUACGAUGUACACCUAUCGGGAGCAUCGGAUCCCUUGGGUCUCUUGACAUGUAUGACUUUGUGGGACAUUAGCGGAUCUGUAUUGCAGUCCAAGAUCCCAACGCUACGGUUUUGCGUGCCGCAAACAUCUACUGACCAGCACGUUGAUCGUUAUUUGGGCAUUUGCGUGUCCCUGAUCCCCCUUCUGCAAGACAUUUGCGAAAUCAGCGCGGCACUGCUCUGUGUCGACGCUGAUGACGCUCAAGGAAUUUUUCAAACGUGGCAUGAGCUCGAAGACAAGGUUCAACAGUGGCGUCCAGCAACGUCACAGGACCUGCACCGCCUAUUCAAUGCCAUCGAGGUUUCCCACAUGCUGUGCCAGGCUCAAGUCUGGCAACAGGCUGCGCUGCUUAUCCUUCAUCGUUUGCGACAUCCAUAUGGCACCAAUGACGAACCAGCGCGGGUCCUUUCCAAGGCCAUUCUCACAAACCUAGAUAUGAUACAUCUUUGCACGAGAAAAGCUGUCAAGCACGUCGAACUGGCCUUUCUCGUGGCCUGUCUCGAGGUUGAAGCCAGGCAACGUCGCCAAUGGCUUCAAAAAGUGCGGGUUUUGGUCGGCUACUCGGCCCAGUUUCAAAAGGACAUGCAAGACACCAUCACUUCAAUCUGGAGAGCUCAAGAUCGUUGCAAAACAAUGUCUUGGGGAAGUUUAAGUAUAUUCAGCUCAGGGUUCUUGAGAAGUCCGACAGUACAGAUAUAG